GGGAGCGAAAAUGUGAAGGUGGAAUCGGACUGAGCAGCAUUGUGUUGUAACCGGCGUCUGUUUCUCGGAACGAAACAGAGCCGACACUCCCACACAGCAACAACAGCAGCUUUAUUUGGAUUUUAUCAUCAGUGGAAAUAUCCUCGCUCAUUUAUCUUUUCUUCUAUAUUUUUUUUGAACCCCCUCUUACUGCCAGUGUGCACCUUCUCACAAAUUGACUGGAAGCUGUGUUACGGAGAGUGUGGAGCAUCCUUUACGUUUAGUGGAUAUUUCUUUAUAGUUGCACAAUUUGCAGGGAGCAAAGUGCUCCGUGAAGAUCUGCUCUUGCUUUAUGGGAUUAUUUUCGACGGAGCCGCGUUGUUUCAGAUAAGAACACAUUGGGCAUCAUGAGUUCCAGUGGCUCGAUGGGUGGUGAGCGGAGCUCUGGACCAAUCCGGUGCCAGCGAUGUCGUGAAGUCUGCAAAGGGGAGGUGGUACGAGUACAAGACACCCACUUUCACGUCAAGUGUUUCACCUGCACCGUGUGUAACUGUGAUCUUGCACGAUCUGGCUUCUUCCAGAAGAAGGGCGAGUACAUCUGCACAGCAGACUAUCAGCGUCUGUAUGGUACACGCUGCGACCGCUGUGACAGCUUCAUUACAGGAGAGGUGGUCUCCGCUCUGGGACGCACGUACCACCCCAAGUGCUUUGUCUGCAGUGUUUGCAGUAAACCCUUCCCCAUCGGAGACAGAGUGACGUUCAGUGGAAAGGACUGCGUGUGCCAGCAGUGCUCGCACACACUCGUCAAGUCAAAUGAACCGAUCAAGAUCCACGGGCCCAGCCACUGUGCCGGAUGUGGAGCCGAGAUCAAACAGGGACAGUCCCUCCUGGCGUUGGAGAAACAGUGGCACGUCAGCUGCUUCAGAUGUCGGACCUGCAACAUGGUCCUCACUGGAGAAUACAUCAGCAAGGAUGGAGUGCCAUACUGUGAGGCAGAUUACCACGCCCAGUACGGGGUGAAAUGUGAGACCUGCAGCAGAUACAUCAGUGGAAGGGUUCUGGAGGCGGGAGGGAAACACUACCAUCCGACCUGUGCCCGAUGUGCCCGCUGUAACAUGAUGUUCAAAGAGGGAGAGGAAAUGUACCUGACAGGAUGUGAGGUGUGGCACCCAUUAUGCAAGCAGGCAGCGAGGGCGGAGAGGAGGCUCAGGCACAGACGCCUGUCAGAGACCUCCAUCUCUCCACCAGGCUCCUCAGUAGGCUCUCCCAGCAGGGUUAUAUGUGCCAGAGUGGAGAAUGAGAUCCUAGCUUAUAAGGACCUAGCUGCCCUGCCAAAGGUCAAGGCCAUAUAUGAGGUCCAGCAGCCAGACCUCAUAUCCUCCUCAUACCAGCCCUACCACAGAUACACCUCUGAUGACAGGCUAGAAACUUACAGCUAUGGGGAGUCACUUGGGACGCUCUCUCCCUAUUCUCAGGACUACGACAGCCUGGAUAUGAGGCAGAGGCGGUGCUCCAGUCCAGGUUAUAUAGACUCGCCGACAUAUAGUCGUCAAGGCAUGUCACCCAUCAUGCCUCGCUCUCCGCAGCACUACGGCUACCCUGGCUCUGAGAGUGGCAGGAGUUCACCUUAUUACGGCCAAGAGGGGCGGUCAAGCACACCCACCACAAACCAGCCCCCUAAACAUUUUCAUGUACCAGCCACAGGGGACCCCAACAUCUACAGGAAGCCUCCCAUCUAUAAGAGAACUGCCACCAAAAGCAGGACCAGCGAGGACAUCCUCAGAUCCUCCAGACUGUCUACCUACUCUCCCGAGCCAUACACCCAGUCAGAGUCUGACUACUACCCGUACACCAGCUCUCCCAGGGCCUAUCGGGUGCCGAGAAGACGCUUCUCGACAGGAGGAGAUGAAGAGAGUUGGAGUCACAGUCUUCAAAGAAUUGGGAGUGGCAUCGGGAGGAUGAUCCUAAAGGAGGAGAUGAAAGCCAGAUCUGGUUCCUAUGACAACGACCCCUGGGGCAGUGCGAGGAAUUCUCGUAGUGGGAGCAAGGAAACACUCAACACUACAGGCUAUGGCACCACGGCGUACAACAACACUGUCAACGGCUCUCCGCGAUCUCAGUACAGCACUGAUAGCGAUUUUGUUUGCAAGUCCGCUUCACUACCAGGAUAUGGACGCAAUGGCAUCCAGAGGCCUCAGAGUGCAGACUGCUACCAGUACCAGUACGACAGUGGCAACGAGGUCAACUGGGGAAGCAGAGCUGAGUACAAGGUUUACCCUUAUGAAGCACUCAUUGUCACCACCAGAGGGCGCAACAGGCUGCCCAAGGAUGUAGACAGAGCAAGACUGGAGCGUCACCUGUCUCCAGAGGAGUUUGUCCAAGUGUUUGGUAUGACAGUGGAGGACUUUGACCGGCUGGCUCUGUGGAAGAGGAAUGAGCUAAAGAAACAGGCCCGACUCUUUUAGUAAUGUAUGGACGUCCGUCAAAUACUGCCAUAAGCAGAGCCGGAGACUUGACUGACUAUAGGAACAAAAGAGAAUGUGAGGACGACUUCUACUCAGUUUCACUGCCAUGGCUGAGAUCCUGUUCUAGACCUCCUCUUAAGACGAACCAAAUUCUGGUCACACCAGCGCGGACUUCUGGGACGCCGGGGAAAGGCCACAGAGACAUUAUGCACAGAUGGACUGACAAACUGUUACAUGGUUUUCCAGUGUAACUGUGGCAAUGUGCUGGAGUGAAGUGUAUGCAAUAGAAACUGUAGUACAGUAGUGUUGUGCUUUUCUUAAGCCUGAAGAAUGGAAGAAAGCCCCUAUGAGUCCACACAAGGGGAUGUCUGUGACCAGAGCCGCAGUACUAAAACAUAUUGAGGAGAAUUUUGGCUUUGCCUUAUUUGUUAUGCUCUCUUAGUUAUGAGUGUGCAGCACCAGCAAUCUGAAUGAGUAGAAUGUAGGUACAGUAUAUCAUUUAUGACACUUUAUCAGUGUGAAUGAUUAGAUGAGAAGAAUGAGUGUGUGAGCAUACAGCAUCACUUUGCUUUGAUUUAUAAGGAUGCAUUUUGUUUACCUAUUCCGCAUUUUUUGCUCUUUCACAUGAAAUGCUGUGUCCCUCUGGUUUACACUAAUUGAUACAGAAACAAACAUGAAGCAAUCUGAGGUGGACACAACUUUUUUUUCAAAUGUAUGUGUGACUUGCAUAGAUUUGUGUGAAAACGAAAACCAAAGUGAGAAUGCAAAUAUACAGAUUAGCAGAUCACUUCCAUGUAAUGUUAUGGUUAAAUAGUAAAGGGUCAUCAAUAGAUGCAGUUCACUGUGCAGCUGUAUGGUAAUCUAAAAGAAUGUGCAAUCGAGUAGAUUUAAUAGAUAAAGCAAACACCAAUUCAGUCCUCCUGUUCCACAUUUUCCAGCUCAUUGCAAUACAGUGAUGACUAAAUGUUUAGGGGUGAGGGCGAUAGUCAUCCAUACAUUGACAUUCACUAUUAUUUAUAUUCUUUUAGAAUGAUAAUCCAAUAAUUUUGUAGCUACAGAGAUUAUAUUCACACACAAUGAAGCGCUCUGCAAGGUAUUUAACACACUGACAAAGAUCCAGGGUUGUUGAAGACUUUACUUCCUUGA
Messenger RNA from Seriola dumerili (greater amberjack), 3590 nucleotides. It is a transcript of the gene ablim3, whose product is annotated as actin binding LIM protein family member 3. The record is from RefSeq and is a predicted model, not a curated record. Gene Ontology annotation, cellular component: stress fiber; actin cytoskeleton. The coding region runs from base 387 to 2444 and encodes 685 amino acids. Lineage: Eukaryota; Metazoa; Chordata; Actinopteri; Carangiformes; Carangidae. Gene Ontology annotation, molecular function: actin filament binding. Gene Ontology annotation, biological process: cytoskeleton organization; cilium assembly; lamellipodium assembly. The transcript has 23 exons.